CAGCCUAGGCCCCUGGCCCGGAAGCUGCUUGGCGCUAGGAUCCUCCCCAGGUUCGGGACCCCGGCCCCGCCCCGGUUGCCUAGGCGAUGAAGGGCCGCUUUGCAGCGGCAAGAUCAUGGCGUCUUCUUUGGGGUUACCUCUCGGGGUGACGACCCCUGUGGCAAUCACCCCGGCGGGAACUUCGCCCGACUCGGAGAAAGAUGCUGCUGAAUUCCAGGAACAUGAAGAGAUUCUGUCUCCAGAUUUUCUUUCAGUUGCCCAAAUCACAGAAAUGCAAGCAGAGGAUGUAGAUGGAGUUCAAAAGAAAUUGGCCAUGUUUUUGAAUUUCAAAAACCUUCAAACCUGUUUUAAAGAAGCCAUUCUACUAGAUUAUUAUGUAUCUGGAUUUUUGUGGGCUAAAGGCAUGGACUUUUCUAUUAUUCAGUAUUCAAAAUUUAUGACUUUACUAGAUAUGCUGCUUCACAAUCUUAGAACACUGCACAUGUCCUUAGAAGAUAGCUUAAAAUGGCUUGGAGAGGUUAUGGCUGAAAUAGGACCAUCCAAUUUGCAGAAGAAUGAGAAAUGGAGUAUCUUUGAUACAAAACAAGCCAAUGCUAUUAUUGAUUACUUAAAAAUCAGCUUAUUUCAACACUACAAGCUAUAUGAAUUUCUGUUCUACUCUACCAGGGAAGAAAUUGUGAUAGGAACUGAGCAAAUGAUAGAAACUGUCAAGCCUUCAGGUGGCCUUUUCCCCAACCCUCUAGAAGAAGGAAUCUCUUUUGAUAUUUAUUCAGCAUUCAUAGAGCCACCCCCAACACUGGAUACAGAAAUGAAGGGACUGGACCAAGAACAAGGCCCUGAGGACUCCCAGCCAAAAGCCAGUGCUUCAGACACAGAUGAUUUGGUUGGUUUCACUAUUGAAGAUGUAAAAUCAGUGCUGGCUCAAGUCACAGAUGACAUUUUAAUCGGCAUUCAGGAUUCCACCCGUUUUCAUGGAAAUACCAGCAGUGGACAUCAGCUUAACAUUUUUUGUCAGAACUGCCAAAGAAUGUUGUGUUAUUUUAUUUUAUAUUUGGCUCCAGACAAUGUUCAGUGUAUAUAUCUCCAAUGGUCAUUUUGAUGUUUGUAUCUCCUUUUUAAUCUAGUGUGCAGUUUAUUCUGGAUAUUUUCUAGGCAGUGAGAUGAAAUAAGAUAUGGUUCUUGACUUCAUGAAGCUCAUGGAAUUGAUAAAGUUCAUAGUCUAGGGUCAGAUGAUAAGCAAGUGAAUCAAUAAUGUGAUCUUAGAUAACAAAUAAUGCCAAUGAUCAACACAAAGCCAAUGGGGUAAAAGGUUCUGGGAUGUGGAAGGGCUACUUUACCUAGGGUCCUCCAAGAACCCUUCUUGUAAGAGAUGACUUCAAGUUGACCAGAAUGGAAGGAACUAGCCAUGGGCCACACCAUGGUACACCAUGUUCCAGCUAAUGAAAAUGGCAAGUAAAGUGACGUUGCCAAGUAGAGCUUGUGAUCACUCAAAGCAGCUUUCAGGGAAAAGGGCCUGACUCCUGGAAAAUAACCAGACAGGUUUUUAUCUCCAGACCUUCACAUUCCUAAUCUAGUGCUGUUGCCAUUCUAUUGUUUUGGCAUGGUCAUAUUGCCUUUUCCCCCCCAGAAAAAUGCAGAAUUAUAGCAAUAAAAUGCUUAUCAGUAUAACUCCCAAUCCUAAAUAAGCCCACCUGCUUAAAAGAGAAUCUUGGUCCAAAUCUCUUUUACAGGAGAAUUCCAAACAAAUUAUGUAGGUACUCCACUCCAGAAAAGGAGGAAAAUAACUCCCACUCAUUAUAUGUGGGCUGUGCAUAGCGACUUCUCACCAAAUACAGUAUGGGAAGGCGGAGGGGAAGAGUGCCUUCACAGUUAAGAAACCUGAUCAACACUACUACUGCCAGAUGAUCAAGGUCAAUAUCAAUAGUCAUAAAUCAUGUUGAUGGCAUGUCCACUUGAUAUGAGAUCAUGAAAAUAGUGCUUUAGCUCUGUGAUCUUCCUACCAGAAAUCAUACCCCCAGUCUAAUCAUGAGGAAAAACAUCUGGCAAAUUCCAGUGGAGGAGCAUCCUAAUAUAUACCAGAUCAGCACUCCUCAAAACUGUCAAGGUCAUCAAAAACAAAUCAAGGAUGAGAAUGUGUUGCAGCCAAGAGAAGCUUAAAGAGACAUGACAACUAAUGGAAUAAAAAAUCCUGGGUGUAAUUCUGGAAGAAAAAAAGGAAAUCUAAAGAAAUAUGUAUAAAUUAUAAAUGUUAAUAAAAAUGCAUUCAAACUGGUUCAUUAGCUAUACCAAAUGUAC
This is a messenger RNA of Phyllostomus hastatus (greater spear-nosed bat), 2295 nucleotides long. It is a transcript of the gene CABCOCO1, whose product is annotated as ciliary associated calcium binding coiled-coil 1. NCBI's taxonomy places the organism in Eukaryota, Metazoa, Chordata, Mammalia, Chiroptera, Phyllostomidae. The coding region runs from base 116 to 1099 and encodes 327 amino acids. The record is from RefSeq and is a predicted model, not a curated record. The transcript is spliced from 8 exons.